Messenger RNA from Effrenium voratum, 1609 nucleotides. The record is from the annotation of a GenBank genome assembly. NCBI's taxonomy places the organism in Eukaryota, Dinophyceae, Suessiales, Symbiodiniaceae.
AGUAUGUUUGAUACGCCAAAAUUUUCAGCCAGACGCUUCCUUGCCAUGGGAUGGUCAUCUCAGGUUUCUGGGGCGCAGUGUGGCUGGUGCCGGUCCUGGAAGCAGCGUGCCCACCAGCCACCAACUCCACGCAGGACUUCCUGCGAUGUCUCGACCUCCAGCAUAAGCUGGGCCAGUCGGACUUGGAUGAGGUGACGCAGACUCCCACUGAGGCUGCCGAUAAUGAAGCUGUGGAAUACUUCGAGGAGCUGUCGAGGAAUCGACAGCAGCUGACCUCUUUUGACAGAGAGGUCAAUGUCUUCACGGAGAAGAUGCGACUUCAACUUUUAGAGUGGACAGCAGACAGGAGCCUGCUUCCACGGAUUUUUAUCAUGGGCGACAUUGAACCAGCCUGCCAAAUGAUGGAGGAGUCAGUAGGCUUCCGAUAUUCUAUGGAACACUGGGUUCAUCGAAUGCUGACGUCCAGCGAUUCCAUCCUGGUCUCGAAUGUCGAGGCCGCGGAUUUUGUCUUCCUGCCCCACUGUGCCACGGGGGUCUUUAUGCACAUGGUCGUGCAAGACGAGCAGCGCCAGAAGGGCGGCAUUGGGCACGCGGCCUCCUUGUCGCAGUUGAACGCCUCGGCCUGGAAGAGAGGACGGCAGAUCUUUUUGGGCUACGAGGGCAACCUGCCAGCCUCCACAGUGCUGCGCCUUGACAAGACCUACUUGAUGCACAAGGUGAACGUGGUUUGGAAGGACGUGCCAGCCUUCAGCCACUGCUGGCGUCGCAAGAGCUGCAAGUUCCUGACGGCCAGCAUCUACGGGCGUCAUGUCUGGCGUCAGUUUGCGAGCACCUUCGGCAGCAAAGCCGUCUUCAUCACCCACGCUGGGAUGUCGGACUGGCUGCGGAACCAGCCGGAGGAGCUCUUUUCAGGCGAAAGCGAUUUCGCCGCACACGCCAGCUCUUGCGGCGCGUCUUGCGAGUUGCACUGCAUGAUGGACCCAGCGCCGGUUCUUCCACAGGACAUCGUGCUCCCCUGGGUGGUGGCCUUCGAAUGGACUUCUCGGGCGAUCUCCUUCCACCAGCGGGACAUUCUGGUCUUCUACAGCGGCACGGAGAACUCUUGCUCACGGAAGCGAAUCAGGGAGGUCUUCGCUGGCACCUUUGAGCACGAGAUGGCCAAGGAGUCGAAUGCUCGGAAGGAUCGGGUUCUCAUUUUUCCCCCCGAGUUCCGGCUGAAGCAGAAGGAAUGGUCUGAGCUGGCCUACCGCUCCAAGUUGUGCCUUUGCCCUGAUGGCGACUCCCCCAACACUGGGCGCCUGAUUGAGGUGAUGAUGCACGGAUGCGUGCCGCUCAUCAUCUCCAACAGGCUGCAGCCACCUUUUCAUGAGUACUUCGACUGGUCCCGCAUCGCCUUCUUCCUGCGGGAAGAUGCCAUCCCGCGGCUGCCCCAGAUCCUGGCCUACCUUCAAGGCCCCCAGGGCCGUGGCCAGAUUGCGCAGAAGCGGCACUUGCUGAAGCAGAUGGGCUUCCUCUGCGACUACGCCCGGGACGGCGUGGGCUCCACCAUGCUCAUGGCCCUCAGGGAGAGGGCCAAAGAGCUGCGCGCCAUUUGAAGAAGCGGAUGAGG